GGGGUUUGAGCUUCAUGGAGCAGUCAGAUUACAGUGUGGAACCUCUGGACAAUGGACAGGGCAGGAACCCAACUGUAAGUUAUACAGUGUAGAAAUCUUCAGAUUAUUGAACAAGAAUUGAUGAAUUGCACAUAUCCCUUUGGAGAAUUCAAUUACAACUCAACAUGCCACUUUAGCUGUACUGAAGGGUUUGAUCUUUAUGGAUCUGAUAAGUUGGAGUAUGGAGCUUCUGGGAACUGGACUGCAGAACACCCCAUGUGUGAAGUUCAUACUUCAGACAGGAUGUGGGAAUUACAUAAAUCUAUAGGAGCAAUUAUUGGACCAUCAUUAGUUUUUCUUCUAUUGUCAUUUCUAGUUUGUGCUAUUAUACGCCAUCAUGGGAAGGCAAAACAAGAACAUUUUUUAAUCACAAGAAAUGAUGAAAAAAUGGAAACAACUCCAGUUUAAUCGUGAUGUGUUCUAAAUUGCAACUAGCAUUCAAUUGCUCACAUUGGUAAAAUGAGGAUUUAGUAACUUUCAACAACAUAAAAGACUGACAUGGUCUGACUUGCAGUGAAGCAACUCUUUAAAAAGCAAGACACAAUUCUGCAGCAAAUCCAGGAAGCAGUCUCUUUUACUCGAUUUACUCGAAUGAUGAUGCAGAAAUUGGCAUGCUGUGCAACGGAGAUGGAGUGGGUUGCUCCGGAAGAUUUAUUUCUGCUUGCAAAGAUUGAAAUCUUAAACAAAAUAUAUCACCUGAGAAUCAAGGAAGCCUAUAAGGAUUUGCAAAAGUAGCACUGAUCUGAAGAUUCUAUCAACAAUGAAAUCUGUAAAUUCAAGGUUUGGUUUCCCUUUAAAUUUGAAAUUGCAUUUUGUAAAAAGAAGUUUGUAAUAUAUUCAAGUGCUUUAGAUGCAUGAAUUCCUGUUCGUGUACCUCUUUGUCACAAAGAAUAUUUCACUCUUUUCAGCCAAAUAUGUCAAGUGAAGUCAAUUCCAUAUUUUUCCGCUUGGCUCAGAUGUUUACUUGAGGUUAGAAAUAAUGUAUGUUGAAACACAACAGUUAGACAGUACCCAGUCAUGCAGGAACAGCUUGCUAAGUAGAUCAAUCACUCAAUGUUAAAUCUAAGUGGAGGUUAAUGUAGCUUGGACAGAGACAGAAAAUGUAAACAGUGAAAAAACUAUAUUUACUUCUGGGAAUCAUAUGAAAAACGUAGAAGUAAGUGGUGUUAUACAGAAUACUUUAACUAUUUGAAAUUCCUUUCAUUUGGUUUGCAUUUGUAAUUCCUGGCAUUUUUAAUUUUAAUAAUGCUGCUAGAUUAGACUAUGCACAACUAAAAUCAGCAUAUUUUGAUGGUUUAUGUUGUCCAACAUACUUCUCUUCCAUUGCUGUUGUUGUAAACCCCUACAAUUCUACUCUUCAAGUAUUUAUACCAUUUCCAUUUGAAAACCUGCAGGGUUACAUUGUACUUUGCUCAAAAACUGCACACAUACAUGUAGAACUCUGAGCUCAAAAACUGC
Molecule: messenger RNA, 1497 nt
Organism: Chiloscyllium plagiosum (whitespotted bambooshark)
Lineage: Eukaryota; Metazoa; Chordata; Chondrichthyes; Orectolobiformes; Hemiscylliidae
Source: RefSeq, a predicted model, not a curated record